Cetraspora pellucida is the source of this 1815-nucleotide messenger RNA. The record is from the annotation of a GenBank genome assembly. NCBI's taxonomy places the organism in Eukaryota, Fungi, Glomeromycota, Glomeromycetes, Diversisporales, Gigasporaceae.
AUGGCAGAAGAAAAUAUAAUAGAAGAAAAUAUCAUAAUAGAAAAUACCAUAGUGGAAGAAAAAUUUUUUUCAAAGUACAUCUUACGAAUCGUUUAUUUGUUCAUAAUAAUAUUGUACCUGUAUGUUGCUAUCAGAGAAUAUCCGAUAUGGCGACGCAUUCGGGGUGCCUUUUUUACUCGUUCAAAAAAAAAACAUGGAAAUGAGCCUCAACCCUUACAGAUUGGUCAUGUUGAUCGAAAUCUAUUAUUUUACAUUCCCUUCCUUCCUUUCGCUAUUGUGUAUCUAGCACUUAAAUUAAUAUUAGAUGUGUUUAGACUGUUCGUAUUUUAUUCACUAGACUAUACGGAAGCAAUUUCAAUAGCGUUAGGUAAUUACAUUCUUUUAUGCGCAAAGAAAGUUCCUGAGAUAUGUGCUAUGAUUCCUUCAAUUUGGAACUCUUAUAUAAAGAGAUUAAUUUUAAAAAUAACAUACGUCUCGUUCGAUUGGAUGUGCAAAUACUGCUGGCCUGUAGCCAAACAACUGACCAUUGCAUGCUGGACCGUGAGCACUACAGUUUUUGUUGAAGGAAAAAAAAUUAUAGUAUAUUCAUUUCAUCGUUCGAUAGAGCUAUCCAUAAUAGGGUGGAAUGAUUUUGGUUAUCCCUUGAUAAUAUUUAUGCAACGGGCUUUUGUCACCUUGAUCAUUGAGCCAGGAAUAUGGAUCGCUUCAAAAAUUGAAUAUCUUUCGAGAAUUUCAUGGUAUUGUACUUGCUUCCUUAUUAGAGACAUUGCCGAAGAUGUGAGAGAUCUUCUUAUUUUAGGGUGGUCGAUUUCUAUGACACUAUGGAAUCGCAUACUUAACCCUGUAAUUCAUUUCAUUUACCACUCUGCAAUAUUCAUAUAUCAUAAAGUACGUGAACAUUAUUCGACUAUUGGACGAUUCUUAUAUAUUCGAGUUGUCCUACCUGGCGUUAAUAAUUUCUUUAACGUUGUUUAUGGGAUUGGUUCCAACAAAACAUUCCGUCUUGUAGUUGAAUAUUUCAUAUUCAUAUCUCCUAUUUUAUAUAAUUCGUUGGUAUCUUAUUUUGCCCGACUUCGUGAAAUGUCGAAGCUAACAUUACCAAUUUGUGUCAAACGUAUUAAAAGAUGUGGUCUAGAAAUUAUUCAAGAUUUUUAUAUUACCUGUAUGGAUAUUAUUGCAUAUUCAUCCUGGAUGUAUUAUGCCAUUAUCUUACCCGUCAUCAACAUCAUUCCUGUUGUUAAACAUCUCUCAAACUCAAUGUACAAACACGUUAAGGAAUUUCUACUAAAUAUAAUUGUUCCAGUAUGGAAAGUUUUUAGACUAUUAUUACGGCCUGUUAUCACAACCUUAAGUUUCUUUUACACAACUGUUAUAUUGGUGAUCAUCUUUGCAUGGUUACGGUUUGCAAAGUGGUUAAUUUCACUAGCGAAAACUAUGUUGAUCCACACAUUACAAUUCGCACAACAGUCUAUAUCCUUAGUGCUCAAGGCUUCUGAAUCAGCGUAUUAUACAAUGUUACCUUACUUCAACAUUAUCAUUUCAACUGCAACAGAGCAAAUUAUUGUUCUUUAUACUGUUAUUAAUAAGUUUAUGAUUGCAUAUCUACGAUGGUUUACACCAUUGAUUUUAGAAGUCAUAUCAAAUCAAAUUUACGCAUCAAGGGAAUUUUUAAUAGGGAUAUAUAUAAAAUAUGAACCUUUAAUAUUUGAUUUGAGACAACGUGUGGUAGAAAUAGUUGAUUCGGCUGUUAAUAACAUUGGACAAGAGAUGAUGAAUUGGGUCAAGAAAGAACAAGAAUUAAGAGAAGCAAUAUAG